Scomber japonicus (chub mackerel) is the source of this 4076-nucleotide messenger RNA. RefSeq names its product F-box and leucine-rich repeat protein 3a (gene fbxl3a). Gene Ontology annotation, cellular component: cytosol; SCF ubiquitin ligase complex; nucleus. Gene Ontology annotation, biological process: entrainment of circadian clock by photoperiod; SCF-dependent proteasomal ubiquitin-dependent protein catabolic process; regulation of cell cycle. Lineage: Eukaryota; Metazoa; Chordata; Actinopteri; Scombriformes; Scombridae. The record is from RefSeq and is a predicted model, not a curated record. Gene Ontology annotation, molecular function: protein binding. The transcript is spliced from 5 exons. The coding region runs from base 243 to 1559 and encodes 438 amino acids.
GCCGCAACUAACUCCUGAGAGGGAAUUAGGUCAACUGAACGGUGGUGACAGGCUGCGGGGCCGUUUCUUCAGACGAUAAACGGCACUAAAUCCUUUUUUUAUCGUGAAAAACAGAACUUGGUUAUUGUGCUCCGAUGCGUGUUAUCUGGCUGCUGCGAAUGAGCUUUUCCAGCGUGGGCCCGGGCUGAAGUGUCAAGUCGGAUUUUCUGCUAAAAGCGAGAAAGAUAGCAGUGUAAACAAGGAUGAAGAGGAUGAAAGGAGGUGAGGAGGACAGCAGUGGCUCUCCCAGUGAGAGAACACCUGAGGCUUGUAAGAAGGUGCGGAAGCAGGUGGGCGAGGAUUCGGAGACAGCUGAAGCCAGUGAGACGUCAGACUGUAAGUGGGCACAACUGCCUCAGGAGCUCCUGCUCCACAUCUUCCAGUACCUCCCUCUGCUGGAUCGGGCUUAUGCUUCUCAGGUGUGCCGUGGGUGGAACCAGGCUUUCCACAUGCCCGAGCUGUGGAGAUGCUUCGAGUUUGAGCUUAACCAGCCAGCCAGCUCUUACCUGAAAGCCACACAUCCAGACCUCAUCAAACAGAUUAUAAAGAGGCACUCCAACCACCUGCAGUACGUCAGCUUCAAGGUGGACAGCAGUACAGAGUCUGCAGAGGCAGCAUGUGACAUUCUUUCACAGUUGGUGAACUGCUCACUGAAGACGUUGGGGCUCAUCUCUACAGCCAGGCCCAGUUUCAUGGAGGUUCCAAAGUCUCAUUUCAUCUCAGCUCUGACUGUGGUGUUCGUCAACUCCAAAUCGUUGUCCUCGCUCAAGAUCGACGACACACCAGUAGAUGAUCCAUCCCUGAAGGUGCUGGUGGCCAACAACAGCGACACCCUGAAACUGCUGAAGAUGAGCAGCUGUCCUCAUGUCUCCCCAGCAGGGAUCCUGUGUGUGGCAGAUCAGUGUCACGGGCUGAGAGAGCUGGCGCUGAACUACCACCUUCUGAGUGAUGAACUCCUGCUGGCCCUCUCCUCAGAGAAACACGUCCACCUGGAGCACUUGCGUAUUGACGUUGUGAGUGAGAACCCAGGCCAACACUUCCACACCAUCAAGAAGAGCAGCUGGGACGCCAUGGUGCGGCACUCGCCCAAAUUCAACCUGGUGAUGUACUUCUUCCUCUAUGAGGAUGAGUUCGGCCCUUUCUUCAAUGAGGAGAUCCCCGUCACACACCUCUACUUUGGCCGCUCGGUCAGCAAGGAGGUCUUGGGCCGAGUUGGCCUCCACUGCCCCCGUCUGGUGGAGCUGGUAGUGUGCGCCAAUGGCCUGCGUCCUCUGGACGAGGAGCUCAUCCGCAUUGCGAAGCACUGCACCCAGCUGUCAGCCAUCGGCCUGGGUGAGUGCGAGGUUUCCUGCAGCGCGUUUGUGGAAUUUGUGAAGAUGUGUGGCCGCAGGUUGUCUCAGCUGUCCAUCAUGGAGGAGGUGCUGAUUCCAGAUCACAAAUACUCACUGGAUGAGAUCCACUGGGAGGUUUCUAAGCACCUGGGCCGUGUCUGGUUUCCAGACAUGAUGCCAACCUGGUAAAGAACAGCCAGAAAUCACACAGAGUUCAGUGUUUCGAAUUUGAGGCGAAGAACAUUCAUGGCCUCCAUGUGUGCGUUAAAAAAGUCUUUAAAUGCUCAGCAGAAGUUGAAUGUUUGGUAGCAACAUGGAGAGCAUGAACUUAUUGAACUGUGUGGAGUGUGAGGGCAGGGAUGUGAUGUGGCACCUGACUGCUACACAAUGUUAUCAUGUCAUGCAAACACCACAAAACUCUCUGCCUGUUAUCUUCCACGUGGACUGUAAAAACCUGCUUUGCAGAAUCCAGGGACAGACGUCACCAGGCUGGCUUCUUCACACGUUGACCUAUCAACACACAGAUCAUUGCAGGUGGAAAUAUUAGACAAAAGCAAUGUUUUUAUAACUGGCAAAAUGAGUUAUGUGGACAUUGUAGCCUGGUCAUGAUUAUCUAUAUUAUGAGGUGUGUAUGUGUGUGUGCGUGUGUGAGUGUGUGUGUGUUCAAUGUUUUUAACAUUGUGGAGUAAUUGAAAUUAUUAGGUGCACAAUUGCAUGUAUCACUACCACUUGGCCUACUUAAAUCCAGUCUGAGAUAGCAGCUCUGCACUCUGUCACACAGUAUGGCAUCAGAGGUAUUUGUAUACCGUAGUUAUGAGACAGAAGGUUUUUUGUCAGGUGUAGUCAAGGCGGGUAUUCACUAAGUUUGAAGAACAGGGGCUGGGUCCUACACCUCAUUUUGAACUAAUGUAAAACAUAGGAGCAGUUAUGUUGCUGCAAAGAAAACAUGACUGCUAAAAAUGUUGGAAGUUGGUCAGGAGAGAAAGAGAAAUAUGUAUAUAAGUCUAUAUUUGUGACGUGAAGGUAUACAGUGUUGAUAAAUGAUUUUUUUUUUCUUUUUUCUGCAUCACAUAACUUGACUAAAUUAACAAAUUUAGUUUAAAGAUCAUUUCUGUGUACAGGUAUAGAUAUCCUAAGCACCUUACAUGAAUACCAAAUGCUAGUCAGGACAAACAAAGGCUUUGUGUUUUUGGGUGUCUAAACAUCCAAAUGAAAGCAAAGAAACAUCAUAAUAGUCCAAUAUAUCAUAGUUGGACCCAGAUUAUAGUGCUGAUUAUUCCAGCUGUACUGCGGCUCUGUUGAAUCAGAGACUGAGGACAGUUUAUUGAAGAAAAUACCCAGUCCGAUAAAUAAUUGUGUAUAUAAAUAUAGAUAGUGCAGAGAAAUGUCUGAGGUAGAUAUUGGUAAGUCUCCAACCUUCAUGGUCAGAUUGCUUUAUAAUCAUUCAGCAAUAGGCUAGUCUCUGUGGCUGUUAGCUUAUAAUGCGCGCUGGGAAUGCAAAACUAAUCCUUUGUGUGGCUCAGGUGCAUUCAGUGAAUAUUUCCUAUAUAGGUUUCAUUUGUAUCUUCUGCUAUUUGCCUGUUCAAGCUCUAAUUCUUGGUCCUGUCGUGAAUAUCUGCCCUCUUAUUAGCCCACGUUUGCUCUGUAUUGUGUUAACUCAUCGUACACACAGGAGAGGAACAGUGUUCAUCGCGUCACUACAAGCAUCGAUUUUGCAGAUAUCGCUAGCGCUCCUGUCCCGAAACAACAACAACAACAACAACAACAAAAAACCCCACCCAUUCAUUUCAGUUCAGAAGAGAUUUGGCAAGUCAGAUGAGUGAAACAAACAUUUUUUCCUUUAAGAAGGAAGUCAAAUGCAUCUGUAUAUAAAACGCUGUGUGUUUGAUUAUUAUUGUGAAUAGAAAUGUACUUAUUUCUUUAUUUCACCCUCUGUCAGGGUUUGAAGUUUCCUUAACUGACAGCUCGUGUCUUUUAUAAACCAGAUUGCGAGUUAUCCUUUGUUAGAUGGAUCUUUUUCAUACUGUACUCAUUAGAGAACAUAAACUGUGUAAUUUAUUGAUAUGGAUAUUGCUUUUGUAAUUAAUUUGUGUUUUUCGGUAAUACAAAAGAAGCAAGAAUCAUUUAAAAAAAAAAAACAGCAAGCAGACCAGCAGUGAGAUUUUGGUUUUGACACUUCCACCCCACUCUUGAUGGUUUUGUUGCACACAGGCGGGUCCAAAAGUUUUAAAAUUCACUACAACAAACUUUUAAGCAUUUACCAACACACUGGAGCUAUUUUAAGUCAUUUGCAAAAUUACUAAGCAAAACCUGAAGUGAUCACACUCCAGUUUGUCAGUUUAACCCUGCGCACAGUUCUGCACAUGAACGCCACAGUGUUUUUUGUUAAAUUGUGUGAAAGGGUUAAUUUGCCAACAUGACGAUGACACUAAAAAAUACACUGACGUUUUGCUUCACUGGCUUGAAUUUCAGGGAAGAGAAAGGAGUGCUUUCCCCUCCACAGUCACCAGAUGUGAGCCCUGCUGAUCAUCAUUAUGAAAACUCUAAAAAGUUAACAUCAGAUUAACAGGGGUCUCUUACCUGGAGUGACAGAUUGUAAAAAUUGGCAAUAAGGUAACCAAUUAAUAAGCAAGUGUGACCAUUUUGUGUCAGUAUGUUAUUAAAAACGAUGUAGUUAUGUUAGAGAAUAAUUAGUUGUCAUUAGUG